Molecule: messenger RNA, 2625 nt
Organism: Paramecium sonneborni
Lineage: Eukaryota; Ciliophora; Oligohymenophorea; Peniculida; Parameciidae
Source: the annotation of a GenBank genome assembly
UGAUAAGUUAAUAAAUGAGCUAACUCUUGUCUAAUACUAAUAGUAAUGAAAAUGUAAUGGAUAAUAAUGAUGAUUUAUCUGAUUAUGAUGAUGUGGAACUUCCUAAAAUGUAAAGGAUGAAUGCCCUUAUCAUUUUUGAAUAAAAAGAUGAUAUAAAAAUACAGAAAAUUGUUCCAAAAAAUAAUAAUAAAAUAUAUUUUUCUGAAAAUUGCCCAAUAUGCUUAGAAGAAAAAAAAUUAAUUCCAUUAGAGUGUGGACAUACAUUUUGUUUUGAAGACAUUUAAGAAUUAAUAAUUUAGGCUCGGAAAACAAAUAGAAAUAUACUAUGUAGUAUAUGUAGAACUGUAUAGAAUCCAUUAAUUUAUUGUGAGAAGUAUUUAGUAAAUUCUUUGAAUACUGUUAGAUGAAAGAAUUUGAAAUGAAACUUGAUUAUUUCUAUUAGAUUAUUAAUAUAAAAUAAAAAAUGUAGCUUUAGAAAUAAUCAAAUAUAUGUAAUAAAGAAAGCGAAUUUGAGAAAUGCUUAAACUGUAAUAAACCAAUCAGUUCUUCGAAAUUGAAAAUACAUCAAGCUAUUUGUGCAGAUACAAUAUCAGGCAAAGAUUAAGAAAUUUUGGAUGAAUAGCUAGCUAUGCUAAUCGAAUAAAAUAAAAUAGAAUCAUAGAUAUUUGGAUUACCAUAUUAAGAUAAUCAAAUCAAAUAAUAACUAGCUCAACCUGAAAAUCAAGCUUAAUUAAAAGAUGAUGUUCCAAACCAAAUUAAUCACGUUUCUUAACCUACAAGGUUUUCUGAGAUGAGAUUUUAAGAUAACCAUAGACAAGUAAAAAUACAUUCAAAAUAUAGGAAUAAUAAUAAAUAAAUGAAUUUUUAAAACCAUAAUAAAUUGAGUUAAGUAAUAAACCAAAAUUAAAUUCUCAGGAUUAUUUUGAAGGAAUGAGAGAAUAAAACCAUCAAUUUAUAGUUUAAAAUGAUAAAUCCAAAUAAAAUCAUUCACCUUUUCAUAAUAAAUAACAACAUCCAAUGAUGAAAUUUAAUUAAUAAGAUCUUUCUUAAAAAGAUAAUAUCAACAAAUCUCCUCAAAAAUCAAUAAAGAUUGUCGAAUAAUUAAAAGAAGAACCUCAAUAAUUAAUUGCUUAAAAUAAUUUAAUUUAAUAAUUGAAAUAUAUUCCUAUAUCAAAAUAAAAUUAUGGAAAUAACAAUAGACAACAUUCAAGAGAGAUCAAUGAUGAUUAAUUCAGUUACACAUUUUCUACCCAAUUUAAUGUUGCAGAAUAGCAAGUUACUAACAAAAACUAAUAGUCUGAACAGAAUUAAUUAGCUUAAAAUCAAAUCUCUGAUAAUUAGAACCUAGUUAGAAGGCAUCAAAUAUUUGAUCAAUCAAAAAGACCUCCAAUUUAAAAUUAAUAAGAAUAACAAUAACAAUAAUAAUCAAUAAAAUAAUAAAAAUAAUCAUUCUAAUAAUAAGAAUUACUAUAAUAAUAAAAAUAAUCACAAGAAUAAAUAUAACAAUAAUAACAAUAAUAAUAACAAAAAUAAACAUAAUAAUAAUAAUAGUAACAAUAAGAAUUACAAUAAUAAUAAAAAUAAUAAGAAUAACAAUAAUAAUAAUAAUAAUAAUAAUAAUAAUAAUAAUAAUAAAAAUAAUUAUAAGAUUAAUAAUAACAAUAAUCACAAUAAUAAAAAUAAAGAUAAUAACUAUAAAAAUAACAAUAAAAAUAUUACUAAUUAAAACAAUAACCAUUAUUAUAAGAAAAUUAAUACUAGAAAAGAAGUUAAUAUUCUUAGUAAUAUUUAGAAUAAUCUUAGUGGAAAAGGCAACCUGAAUAUAAUUACUUGAAAUAAUUAAAAGAUGAAUAAUUAUAAUAUUAAUAACCAAUAAAUAUGGUUUAAAAACAAACCCAAUAAUAAUAAUAACAAUAGAAAUAAUAACAACAAUUUAAAGAAAUAAUUCAAGGCUAAUUCUAACCAGUUGAAGAAGGAAUAAAAUGCGUGAUUCGGAUUGAAGAAUAAAAUAUAUAGGCCAACGAAAAUAAUGAAAAUAAAAAAAAAAUAAUUCGAGAGGAAAGAUUACCAGUAAAAAAAACGACCAUCGAAUAAAAAUAAUCAUAAAAUUAGAUUAAGUUGAAUCCGUAUGUUCAAUAAUAAUUAAAAAAUAAAGGUAGAGAAUAAAAUCUAAAUAAUUAAAAAUAAUCAUAUUAGAAACAUGUUUAGAGUAAUUAUUAGUAAAUAAACUAAAAAGAUAACAUUUUAGAUAGAAAUAGAACACUAAGCCACAAUCAAGUAAGAGAAUAAUUUAAAUAUAUACCUGGGACUGCGGUUUCAGAUUGGUAAGUCAAUUAAAUGUCUGCAGAAGAAAUCUACGAAUAUUUCACUUAAUUAGAUUUAGAAAAUUAAGUAGGUCUAAAAAGCAAGAUUAAUUUAUUAGAUAAUAAAAGAGUAUAAGUAAAUGUUACAGAUAAUUGUACAAUUUGUAUGGAAGAUAUUUAACCUUAAAAAGAAGCUGUUGAUGUUAGAUUAGAUUGUAAUCAUUAAUUUCACUUUGAUUGCAUUAAAUAAUGGUUAAUGAAAUAAAAAUUCUGUCCGAUUUGCAAAGAUUAUGUCGAUUUUAAUUACUAUAAUUUUGAAUGA